Mytilus californianus (California mussel) is the source of this 1080-nucleotide messenger RNA. RefSeq lists its product as uncharacterized. The transcript is spliced from 12 exons. The record is from RefSeq and is a predicted model, not a curated record. NCBI's taxonomy places the organism in Eukaryota, Metazoa, Mollusca, Bivalvia, Mytilida, Mytilidae. Bases 11 to 1069 code for a protein of 352 amino acids.
UGUAAACAAAAUGAAAGGAGUUAGCAUUCUAAUCAUUUGUGCAUUUGGACUGGUCGUCGUUAGUUCACAAGACUGGCAUAAAAACUGGAGCAGUCUAUUAACUAGUAUUGCAAAUCAACACAGUAAUAAUGGACAAGAUGGAGGAGAAUGUGAUCACGAAGACAGGAAAAAUCAUGCUAUCGCCCUGCUAAAAGAAUGGGUUAAACAUCAGCAUUAUGAUGCUGUUGAAAAACUCUACCAUGAUAUCUAUCAUAAAGAUUUAUCUGCAGCUAGAAGGAAAAGACAGUGGCACCACUAUUCCAGUAAUUUUGACGAAGCUUUUAUUCAUGGCAACAGAGAUCCAGAUUAUCGUCAUGUUGAGGGUUAUAUCAUGAUCAACAUGAACCAAGCAUGCAGAGUGAAAUUAAUGAAAUGGAUUGAAAAUCUUGCACAUCAUCACAAUCCUCAUGCAGCUACAACUGCAAAACCGACGCAUGCUCAUGUACGAACUACCGCUAAACCGACGCAUGCUCAUGUACGAACUACCGCUAAACCGACACCUGCUCAUGUACGAACUACCGAAGUUUACAAAACAUAUGUGCCAACUACACAGGAUUACCGUACAGAAGCCCCAACAACCAGAGCAUCAUUGACUCUAACUCCUUCAACACAAGCAACGAAAAUAUCAGUCAAAUCAACUUGUGAUGCUGUAACAUUCGUAACUGCAUUGGCACGUGGUACAAUAUUAACCAAUGCUAAAGCUGGAAAGUGUACGGAUGGUACACGCAGCCGCCCUGAAGCUCUAAUCAUGGAUUCGUGCCAAGCACCUGCCGUAGCUGAAUGGUCAGAGGGAGUUAAGGUUAUGGGAAAUUGCAAUAGAAUUCCUGACUAUACACCUAUAGGUACGUUCGAUUUUGGAACAUUUGUUGAAGAUGGAACUGACAUUGCCGGAAUAAUAACUGAGUGUACACCAAAUGGAUUCAAGAUUGCAAUGCAGUUAUGUGGACAUCCAGUAGAUGUUUAUGAAGUGACGUCAGGCCAUCCAAAUCCAAGACAGAAUGCCGACAAUUAUCAUGUUAUUAAUUGGUGAAAAUAAUAAAA